AUGGCGACUGCCAGGGAGAAUUACGAGCUCGGUUUGGUUGGCGCAGACAUAGAAUCUGGAGAAGAUGAUAAAGACCAGAUCCAACAUGUGGACAAUAAGGCAAAGGACAUUCAAGGUCCCACAGUCGCCAACAACGCUAGACCAGCUUUCGAGCCUCCUGAAUACGUGCGGAACAUGACUCCAGAACAACGAAUUUCGAUCGAGCGUAAAUUGAAGCGGAAGAUCGAUAUGAGGCUGAUGCCCAUGAUUGUGCUCAUGUACAUCAUGAACUAUCUAGAUCGCAACAAUAUUGCUGCUGCGAAACUGGCUGGUAUCAUUGAGGACUUGAAGUUAAAGGGAACCCAAUUCCAGACAUCCGUGAGCAUUUUGUUCGUGGGAUACCUGCUCAUGCAAAUCCCGUCCAACCUCUUCAUGAACAAAAUCGGAAAGCCAGGGAUCUAUCUUCCAGCUUGCAUGAUUGUUUGGGGUGUGAUAUCGACUUGCACGUCAGCAUGUCAGACGUAUGGAGGGCUUAUUGCCUGUCGGUUCUUGCUGGGUUUCGUUGAGGCAGCUUACUUUCCCGGAUGUCUCUACUAUCUCUCCUGUUGGUACACUCGCCAAGAACUCGGAUUCCGAACCGCAAUCUUCUACUCUGGGGCUCUGAUCAGUGGAGCAUUCUCUGGCCUCAUCACAGCCGGCAUUAAAUCAGGUUUGGAUGGCGCUCGAGGACUACGAGCUUGGCGUUGGCUGUUUAUAAUUGAGGGGGCUAUAACGAUAGUAAUCGCCGCUGCUUCCCUUUUCAUCCUACCGAAUUUCCCGGCAACAACGGGAUGGUUAACAGAGGAAGAGCGGCAGUUAGCUGUGUGGCGUCUUGAAGAAGACAUCGGUCAGGAAGAUUGGUCGGACUCGAAACAACAGUCUUUCAAAGAGGGCAUGAAGCUUUCAAUUUUAGAUCCCAAAACUUAUGUUUUGAUGGUUAUGCUCUUUGGUAUUGUUGCGUCUGGAUCCGUCACGAACUUUUUCCCGACCGUGGUAGAAACUCUCAAUUACAACGAUAUCGACACACUACUUCUGACAGCACCACCAUACGUACUAGCCGUCAUAACUACCUUCCUCAAUUCAUGGCACGCCGAUAAAACCGGUGAGCGAUUCCUCCACAUCGCCAUCCCCCUCUGCUUCGCAGUCUUCGCCUUCAUCCUCGCCGCAGCCACCACCACCACCGCCCCCCGCUACGUCGCCAUGAUGAUCAUGGUCCCCGGUGUCUACAGCGGUUACGUCGUUUCACUAGCAUGGAUCAGUAACUCGAUUCCCCGGCCGCCGGCAAAGCGCGCUGCGACCCUCGCGUUCGUCAAUGCGAUCAGUAAUACGAGUUCGAUCUAUGCGAGUUAUAUGUAUCCUGCAUCUGCCGCCCCGAGAUAUGUGGUCGCGAUGAGCGUAAACUGUGCUAUGAGUACGAUGGCGAUUUUGGGGGCGUUGGCGCUGAGGAUUAUUCUUAUGAGGCUGAAUAAGAAACUGGACCGGGGGAUUUUUGUGGAGGGGGCGAUCAAUUCAGGUGUCACGGAGGCGGAGAAGAAAGGAUUCAGAUUCAGGUUAUAG
Messenger RNA from Lachnellula hyalina, 1575 nucleotides. RefSeq names its product MFS transporter. Gene Ontology annotation, biological process: transmembrane transport. The coding region runs from base 1 to 1575 and encodes 524 amino acids. Gene Ontology annotation, cellular component: membrane. NCBI's taxonomy places the organism in Eukaryota, Fungi, Ascomycota, Leotiomycetes, Helotiales, Lachnaceae. The record is from RefSeq and is a predicted model, not a curated record. Gene Ontology annotation, molecular function: transmembrane transporter activity. The transcript has 6 exons.